CUGCACGUUGGAUCUGGGCUCUGAAGGGACCCCCCUUGCCUCCUGCUGGCACUGACUCUGCCGCCCGGCUCCCAGAGCCCUGUGAGCCCCGUGUAAAUUUUCCUUUGCAGCUCUACACGGGAAAUACGCUUAACCCGCCAGGAGUGGGUGGGACUGCAGGUGACCUGAGCAUUCGCCCAGCCCCAACGCUUAGUCUGAUUGGCGGGAAGGGCUGCACACUACCUCCCCUGCCCCGCAGCCACAGAGGCACACGGGUGGAGGGUCCCACGUGGUGGGCGCUGCUCGGGAGGGGAGCAGCUCUGGGAGGUGCCCCCGAGGGUGCUGUUAUGCAGCAGCAGCGAUGUAAGCGCUAGAUGCCUGACGGUCCUCGGGCCUGGCCCUUGGCACGGUGACAGCAGCUUCUCACAAGCCAAGUCUUUCUUACGUGCCUGAGGAAUCUCCGUGACCAUCUGAGGAGCCCCUGAAGCCCUCUCUUCCUCUCUGUGUUUCUUCGGUGGUGCCCGUCUCGAAAGUUGCUGUGUCUCAUUUCCCUGUCAGGACGGGCAAGACCAGGCUGAGGCAGUUUGGGAAACGGCAGCGGCACUGCGGGCGGCACGGGUCCGAAAGUGCGCCCCAGUAGCGGUCAAAAGCUGCACCAUCGGGAUGGUUCUCCGGCUGUGGAGCGACACGAAGAUCCACCUGGAUGGAGACGGUGGAUUCAGCGUGAGCACAGCAGGAAGGAUGCACAUAUUUAAGCCUGUGUCUGUCCAAGCCAUGUGGUCCGCCCUGCAGGUGCUUCACAAGGCCUGCGAGGUGGCACGAAGGCACAACUACUUCCCCGGGGGCGUGGCUCUCAUCUGGGCCACCUACUACGAGAGCUGCAUCAGCUCCGAGCAGAGCUGCAUCAACGAGUGGAACGCCAUGCAGGACCUGGAGUCCACGCGGCCAGACUCCCCGGCGCUGUUUGUCGACAAGCCAACCGAAGGGGAGAGGACGGAGCGCCUCAUCAAAGCCAAACUCCGGAGCAUCAUGAUGAGCCAGGACCUGGAAAACGUGACCUCCAAAGAAAUCCGCAAUGAAUUAGAGAAACAGAUGAACUGUAACUUGAAAGAAUUUAAGGAAUUCAUAGACAACGAGAUGCUCCUUAUCCUGGGACAGAUGGACAAACCCUCCCUCAUCUUCGAUCACCUUUAUCUCGGCUCUGAAUGGAAUGCAUCCAAUCUGGAGGAACUGCAGGGCUCAGGGGUUGACUACAUUUUAAAUGUUACUAGAGAAAUCGAUAAUUUUUUCCCUGGCUUAUUUGCAUAUCAUAACAUCCGCGUCUAUGACGAAGAGACGACAGAUCUGCUCGCCCACUGGAACGAAGCGUAUCAUUUCAUAAACAAAGCGAAGAGGAACCAUUCCAAGUGCCUGGUGCAUUGCAAGAUGGGCGUCAGUCGGUCCGCGUCCACCGUCAUCGCCUACGCCAUGAAGGAAUUCGGCUGGCCCCUGGAGAAGGCGUAUAACUACGUGAAGCAGAAGCGCAGCAUCACGCGGCCCAACGCGGGCUUCAUGCGGCAGCUGUCUGAGUACGAAGGCAUCCUGGACGCCAGCAAACAGCGACACAACAAGCUGUGGCGGCAGCAGACAGAGAGCAGCCUCCAGCCGCCUGCGGAUGGCCCUGGGGGACCUGGCAGCUUCUCACCAGAGACCUUGGACAGCACCCUGGAGACCCGGCUGCCCUGCCUGGAGGACACGGGCCAGCCCGGCUUCCCGGGCAUCAGGGCGCCUGGAGGGCCCGCUCUCCCCUGCUGCUUCCGGCGACUCUCAGACCCCUUCCUUUCUCCCCCCGACGGUGAAACCGGCAGCUCAGCCCAGCUCGAGGGCCUCGAGAGGGACGCGCUUUCGGAGGACGCAGCCCAGCCAGCGGAGGCACACGGGACAGCCAGGCGUCCCCAGGAGGGCCCCGGUCUCUGCGAGAGGGACACCAGGAGGAAACUAGAGUUCGGGAGCCCUGCAGCCCGGAGGGGCUCCUUGCCACAGGCGGAGGAGAUGGACAGGGACGAUGGCCCAGCACCAGGGAGGUGGGGGCGGCCCCCAGCCCAGCUCAACCGGGAAAACCUGAACAACAACAACAGCAAGAGGAGCUGUCCCGAUGACUUUGAGCACGAUGCUAUAUUCGGGAUCCUUAACAAAGUGAAGCCUUCCUAUAGAUCCUGCGCCGACUGCAUGUACCCUCCAGCCAGCGGGGCCUCGGAGGCCUUCCGGGAGCGAUGUGCGGACCCCGCCGCCCCUGCCAUCUGCACCCAGCCUGCCUUCCUGCCCCACGUCACCUCUUCCCCUGUGGCCCUCACUGCCAGCCGGGCCCGGGCUCUGGAGAAGCCGGCUUCCGGCCCAGCCGAGACUGCCCCACUCCCACCGCCAGCCGGCUCGCGGAGGCCGGACACCAGUGGCUCUGGGGCCGCAGCUGCCCCAGAGCUCCCAGCCAGCCUUUUGGAACCUUCCAGAGAGGCCCCAAAAGUCCUGCCAAAGUCCCUCCCUCUGAAGAAUUCUCACUGUGAUAAGAACCCUCCCAGCAUGGAGGUGGUGAAGGAAGAGUCGCCGCCCAGGAAAGACCCGAAGCCUGCUAAGGACCUGCGGCUCCUGUUCAGCGUUGAGGCCGAGAAGCCGGCGGCCAGCAGCUACCUGAUGCAGCACCAGGAGUCCAUCAUCCAGCUGCAGAAGGCGGGCCUGGUCCGCAAGCACACCAAAGAGCUGGAGAGGCUGAGGAGCGCGCCCGCGGACCCGGCGGCCCCCUUCCGGGACUGCGCGGCCGGCAGGCUGGAGCCCAGCAUCCCCGAGGAGGGCCAGGGCCCCGCCGCUCUCUGGGCGCCGGGGCCCCUGCCUUUCCCCAGCCUCACCGCAGCCGCCGGGAGCGACGGGAAAGCAGAGGCUGCCCCCCUUCCCCUGGACGGGGCCUCGCUGAGGAGCCCCCCUGCCUUCCUCUGCCGCCUGGAUCACACCAGCCACUUCUCGAAGGACUUCCUGAAGACCAUCUGCUACACGCCCACCUCCUCGUCCAUGAGCUCCAACCUGACCCGGAGCUCCAGCAGCGACAGCAUCCACAGCGUCCGCGGGAAGCCGGGGCUGGUGAAGCAGCGCACGCAGGAGAUCGAGACCCGGCUCCGGCUGGCGGGCCUCACCGUCUCGUCCCCGCUGAAGCGCUCGCACUCGCUGGCCAAGCUCGGGAGUCUCAACUUCUCCACGGAAGACCUCUCCAGCGAGGCCGACCCGUCCACGGUGGCCGACUCCCAUGACGCCACCAUGAGCGAGUCGUCCUUCCUGCACGAGCCCCAGGCCACCCCGAGGAACCCACCUGCCACCUCCAAACCAUCAGGGACAUCUGCCCCGGAAAACUUGAAGAGCCCCUCCCGGGCGAGCAAAAGCUGACCCUCCUGCUGCGCUGGGACGCGAGUUUCCAGAUGACCCCUCCCGUCCUUUCCCUGCGGGUGUGGGCCGGCCCCUUCCAUCUUGACUUCCCUUAAACGGUUCCCCCUCUUGCCAGGGAGAGGAGGAGGGGAGACGAAAAUAACGAACUUGUAGCGCAAGAAGAAAGGGGAGCUGUCAGCCGUGUGGCCUGGGAGAACCAGAAACCACGAGCUCGCAGCCGCAAGACCCGCUCCCGAGUCCCGCGUUUUCGAGAAGAAUCGAGUCUUGGGCAGGACGUGCGCGGACGCGCGCCCACGUGCAAACCGUUCCGUUUGCAGCAUGCAGGAAGAGAAGUCGUGGCCAUGGCGGCGUCGCCGCGGGAGACGUUCUAGCUCAUUCGUGGCCCUCUCGGAAAACUCUCAGAUGGCGACAUAAGUCCUACCUCUCUGUUCUUGCUGUGCUUUUUUUUAUUUUUUAAAUACAAGAAUGACCAAGGCUCGUUCCAGGGAAUGAUGCUGUGUUAGAAAGGGUUUUUCCAAAAAAAAAAAAAAAGAAGAAUUUUCUAGUGUUCUGCGUUUUGGUUGGCAGCCCAGAUCGUGCCGAGACUUUUAACGCGACGGCACCAGACACGGCAAGGUGGAGUCACCAGGCGGAGGCGUCCCGUGCAGUGGCGGAGCGCGCUCUGUCCUGGUGCCGCUGCUGCUGCAGCUGGGCGCCGCGUGUUUGACCAGCACAGGGUUCAGGUGGGGAAAAUGUGACCGUGUGAUGGUCUCAGCCGUCGCUAAUGCUGAAGUUGAAAGUGCCCCAGGUAGAGGGGAAGGGCCCCUCAGGCUUCGUGAGCCUUUAGGUUUUGAAAGUGCUCAAGUGUCCUGCUGGGAGCCCGGAUGCUCCGGCUCGUUUUUUGCCCUGUCUAUUCACGUUUGGGGAGAGAAUGGAGAUGUCAGCGGUUCCCUCUGAGAGGAGUGAGGCCGUUGACAAGUGGCACAGGUGUUCACAGUGGCCCUUGCUGCAGAGAGAAUACUGCUUCCUGCUGCUCCCCAGCAGCCAAGAUGACGAUGGUAAUGAGGAGUCUGUCGCCUGGCCUCACCUCUCUGGGUGGCCCCUUUCAGAGCCAGGUGAGCUCGGCCUCGGGCUCUGGGCUCGAACCGAACCGGAGGACUCAUCUGGCCUCAGUCGGCAAGACAGAAUGUUAAGAAAGCAUUUUGAAGAGAGAGAGCAGCAGCUCAGUAGAAAGAAGACAGGAAGGUCCAAUUCAGGGUUAUCAGCAAACUAUCGUGUAUGCGCCCUCCCCCCCCCAAGAAUGGUUUUUGCAUUUUUGCAGGGUUGUUAAAAAAAAAAAAAAGAAAUAAUAUGCAACAGAAACCACAUGGCCCACAAAGCCUAAGAUAAUUUACUGUCAGGUCUGUUACAAAGUUUGCUGCCCCCUGGUUUUCUGUGACAACACAGGGCUGCCCUUGGUCCUGCAGAAGAAACAGCAGAUUUGAAGACGACCUCUGCCUCCUGGACCCCUGACCCUUCCCUCCUCCCAGCUCCAGGCCUUGCCAGCCCACCCGAGCUUGCCUCGCCCAUGCAGGUGGAGAAGUUGUUUGUGUGAGGGACCGUGGGGGGCACACCGUUGGCUGGAGCUUUCCCGAAAUCCCAUCUUGCCCUCCUCUGGGUCUGCCAGAUUAGCUCAGUGAAACCGGGAAAGCCUUCAAGGCCAGCCAAAUCCUGAAAGUGGGUGAGUGAGUUGCCAUCUUGCACUGGUCGGAACCGGGUUCCCCAAAGCAGGCCGUUCUGGAAAGCCCCCCAGGCGGGAUCUUCAGGAACUAGGCAAGGUCAUAGUUCAGCCCACAGGUAGAGCUUUUGCAAAAAUCCUUUCUCCUGGAACUGUUUCUCCCUGGUAUGAUUCUUCAUCUUCUUCUUCUUUUUUUUUUUUUUUAACAUACUUUAUUUUACUUUCUAGCAAUUUGUUUCCCAUUAGUGUCAAUUGAAAGCACCUUAAAAGGUGAUUAUCCACUUAUUCUUGAAAUCCCUGUGGGUUUUUCCCCCUCUCAGCCAACAAGAGCACGGUCUCAAAAAAAAAAAUACCAAGUUCAGUACGUUUUGCCAAAUUAAAUUUUAUGGGACAGAUCAGUUGUGUCAAAAUAAUCCCAUAAAUGUGGUGGUGAUGACAGGCUGAUGUUGGUUUUUUUUUAACCAUGUCUGUGUAUGGGAGUGAUAUAUUUUUGAAAACUUUAAUUUCCAAAGCCAUAAUUUUUCUUAUCCAGUUAAAAAGUCGGAGUAGAGGGGAAGAUUUCAAAUACAAGUGGGUCGUUUUGGCUUUUGGCAAACUUAUCCAUUCAUUUUCGGGAGGACAGCUAGUAUAUCGACAUCUAAAUGUCCCCAUCAUCAGAACAAAAUGAAGCAUUCUUGAUUUGGUGGUAAAUACUCUGGCCUGGGAAAAAGGUCGGUCAAAGAUUUUUUUCUGGAGUCCCAAAUAAGCUGCACGUAAACAUAUGGCAAAUGACUAUUUGAAAUGUUAUGUGAACCAGACAAGAGCGUUCUGCCAGGCUUGGGGGCACCUUGGCAAAGACAAAUUCAUACUGGUCCCAGAAAAGAAAGUUUGUCCUAUAAGAUAUCCCUUAGCUUGGUGGAUGCUUUGUGUGUAAUCUUAGCCGAUAGAGAAAAUUCCAAACAUAAGUGGCACAAGAAAGAGGCAGGCAGAGGUUUGUGCUGUGCAAGUCAUUGAUUGGUGUGUGUGUGUGUGUGUGCAUGUGUGUUUGUCAUUUUCAUCAAAUGCCUUUGUUGAUUUGGAAAAAAAGGAAGAUUUUCUAAAUCAGCUUGAUACGCUGUGUAUUUCCACUGCAUUUCAUCUUCCACCUCACCUUAAUUGGUGUGGCAUGCCAAAAGUGAGACACCUUGCCAUAACAGGAAGGUCUUGUCUUCGAGGUUUUUUAAGUAUAACGGGGUCCCAGAGAGGAAGAACCAGGCUGCCUUCUGACCGUGAUUGGACAGUGCCGAUUUCCAUCGCUUUGUCCCGUAGCUACUUCAGGGCCUUCCAGCAGUAUCCCGGCUGCAGGAACUUCCUAAGAACGCGGUUUCUUUCUCUCCGCAUUCCCUGUCUGCCUCCUUGCCGUCAACGCAGGGGGCCCUGCCAACCUCUUGGCUGUGGAAUAGCUCACUGCCGGGUGGCAAGCCCUUCUCCGUGGCGCCCUGUUGCUCAAGCCUGCAGAUGACACCCAGGUGCACCCAAACAGCCACACUGUCCAAGUCCCAGUCUGCUCCCAUCCGCUAAAGAGCCUUCCGGUCAGUUCUACAGCUCUUUCCCCCGGUGUAAGGCCAGAGGGUGUGGCAGGAUGGAGCCGAGGUUGAGGACAAUAGACCUGCGGGACAACCCUGUCUGUCUGCAGACUCAUGCCUCAGGGCCAGCCCAUCCUGGACAGUGGACGCAUCCUGCCCCUCCCCUGGGGACCACGUCUCCCUCAGGGGAACAAAUGCUGCAUCAUUUAGCCAAGAGAUCACGUUAAGUAACCUCACCUGAGGCAUGGGAAGAGGCACUUGCUUUGUGUGGGCUGGAAGUUCUCGGUGCCAGAAUACAUUUCAUGCAACCCUGCUGGGUGGCUGGCCACUUAGCGGGGCUCCCCCUAGACACACACACACACACACCCCACUUCACCUCUGGCAAGAGAGCUAGGUAGAUCAGAACCCUGGUGACAUCUGGACAGCACGGCGCAGGUUCCCUUGUCCCCGUGCCGCCACCCAGGUUCCUGCCGAGGUUACAGGCAAGAUGAAGGCCCUCCAUUUGGCCCCAUACCCAGCCACUCGUCCUGUUAUUGCUGGCUCUGCAAUCGACUACCUGUGCCUACGCGUUCACUCCGCCUAGAUCUGUUUGAGUAGGUAGAACCUGAGUCACAUCACCACGCACGCCGUGUCACCCGAGCUCCAGAGCGAAUCCUGUGACUGACCUGGAGAGACUGCCCUGUUCUUGUCUUGCCGUAGGUGCUGCGGCCCUGGCCUCGGUCACUCCCUCCAGCAGACGUCCCCAUGACUGGAUCACCGGUCGGUCCCCUGCUGUCCCUUCCGUCGGCCUUGCUGCAUGAGAAGAUAGUAGCUGCUUCCUCCCUCUUUUCCGACACUUGUUAAUUAUUGUUUUACAAUUGAGUGCCUUAAUAAUAGUUUACAAAUACUAUGUAUUUAUGCGAGAGGUUGAAGUCUCAUCGUUCGUGAUUGGAUACUGUGUCUCGUGGGUAGUGGUUGGCAUCGGGACUUUAGCCCGUCCUAUCCCGGGUCUGUGUUUAUUCUGCUAUGCAGUUUUACACUGUGCGUUCACGACUGUUCCAAGGAGCCUCGCUAGAAACAGCACGGGGUAAGUGUGGCAGCUCUUUUAGAAUUCGUCUGGCAGGUUUUCUGGUCCUCACUGGAAGACUCCCAUGCAAAAAAAAAAAAAAAAGAAAGAAAGAAAGAAACGGCACUGGUAGUUCCUGCAGGCAAGGCAGGCGUUGGUGCUGUAUCCCGUAGGAGCCGAUGAAAAAAUGUAAUUUGGUUUAUUGGCCAGCUGGGGGGUGGCACAUGCCGGGUGACCUCUGAACCAGAGCCCCACAUCUCACCCCUUGCCCCAGUUGCACGAUUGUACUCUUGUUUAAUAGAGAUUUUUAUUACCAACUAGGCCACCCUAUUUUUCCUCUUUGUUAAUGUCUUGAGCUCUUUUGCAACAAAAUGUAGGUACAGACCAAACCUCCUUCCUCCCCCCUCCAAAACCAGGAGCUCCACGAGAGGAGUCGUUCUUUGGUUUCUCAGAAGCUGCCGGUGGGUUCCCGUGUGUUGUGUUAGGAUAUCGAUGGGUUUUUUUAUUAUAUUGUUUUUCUUCUUGUUUUUUUUUAUAUUAUAUAUUUAAAAGGCAGUAUCUUUUGUACUGUGAAUUUGCAGUAGAAGAUGCAUAAUGCACUUUUUUUUUUUUACUUCUGUUGGUGUGUAUUGUAUAUAGUGUGUGUGCUUCUUGUGAUGGAAAUAAACUUUUUCUUUAUAAA
Microcebus murinus (gray mouse lemur) is the source of this 8354-nucleotide messenger RNA. The record is from RefSeq and is a predicted model, not a curated record. Lineage: Eukaryota; Metazoa; Chordata; Mammalia; Primates; Cheirogaleidae.